Protopterus annectens (West African lungfish) is the source of this 2739-nucleotide messenger RNA. RefSeq lists its product as uncharacterized. The transcript is spliced from 2 exons. Gene Ontology annotation, molecular function: RNA-DNA hybrid ribonuclease activity; nucleic acid binding. The record is from RefSeq and is a predicted model, not a curated record. Lineage: Eukaryota; Metazoa; Chordata; Ceratodontiformes; Protopteridae.
AUGAAAAUAGGUCAAUUGCCACGGAAAAAGUACUCUGUCCUAAUAGUACCUGUUCCUGAAUAUAUAAUAGGAAUUGACAUUUUAAAAGGGUCGAUGUUGAAUUUAUUGGAUGGACAGUAUCAAUUUGGCGUUAAGCCAUAUUUUUCAGUUAAAACAGUUAUAGUAGAGAAAGUUAAAAUGCCACCUGUAGAAUUACCUUCAGCAACAAAGGUAAUUAGUUUGAAGCAAUAUAGAAUCCCUGGGGGGCAUAAGGAGAUAGGUGAAGCAAAUCAGGAUUUAUUAAAUGCAGGUGUCUUGAAAACUACUACAACAGCAUGGAAUAAUCCAGUUUGGCCUUUCAAAAAGUCAGACGGGUCUUGGCGAAUGACAGUAGAUUAUCGAGAAUUGAAUAAAUAUACUCCGCCACUAACAGCGGCGGUUCCAUAUACGAUUACAUUAAUAGAAAAUAUACAGAAACACCAAGGUACUUGGUAUGCAUUAACAGACUUGGCAAAUGCUUUCUUUACCAUACCAAUCGCAGAAGAGAAUUAUGAUCAAUUUGCUUUUACCUGGCAGGGACGACAAUAUACGUUUACUCGGUUACCACAAGGAUAUUUGCAUAGUCCUACUAUCUGUCACAAAAUAGUGGCAGAACAUUUAGAUUAAAUAGGGUUGCCUCAGAACAUGCAAAUUUCACAUUACAUUGACGAUAUUCUUAUUCAAGGGAAUUCUGAACAAGAAGUGAGUGAGUAUUUACAAAUAGUAAUAAAUCACAUGAGAACAAAGGGCUGGGAAAUAAAUCCCAAUAAGAUUCAGGGACCAGCUCAAACAGUAAAAUUUUGGGGAAUUCAGUGGCAUCAGGGACAUAGAAAAAUUCUACCUAAGGCAAAGCAAACGAUUUUAGAAUUUCCAACCCCUCAAGACAAGAUGGAGGCACAGCAUUUUAUAGGAUUAUUUGGAUUCUGGAGACAACAUAUUCCCCAUUUAAGUCAAAUACUUUCCCCAUUGUAUAAGGUGACUAGGAAAAAAUAUGAGUUUGUUUCGGGGGAUGAUCAGCAAAAAGCUUUUGAACAAGCAAAGCAAGCUAUUUAAAAGGCUUUAGAUUUAUGGCCCCUACAUGACGGGGAAGUAGAGUUACAUGUAUCUGUGCAGGAUCAUUAUGCUAACUGGAGCCAUUGGCAGAAACAGGGAUCAAAGCGGGUGUGACUAGGAUUCUGGACUAGGAAAUUACCAGAUGCAGGAGAAAGGUAUUCUCCUUUUGAGAAGCAGUUACAAGCAUGUUACUGGGCACUGGUAGAUACUGAACAAAUGACAGUAGGACAUACUGCACUUUUGCGACCAGAAAUGCCUAUAAUGCAGUGGGUAAUGAGUUCACCCAAGACACAUAGAAUAGGUCAUGCGCAGGAAGCAAGCAUUAUUAAAUGGAAAUGGUACAUUCAGGAUAGAGCCAACCCUGGAAUUAAUGGAGUAGCGAUGCUACAUGAAAAAGUGGCUCAAAUACCAUUAGAUCAACAACUAUCUGUUACUGACAAGGCUGAACCAGUCAGUGGGUCUCCGGUAAAAUGGGGUAUGCUAUAUGUACAGGUACCAUUAGAACAACGCAAACAUGUUUGGUUUACUGAUGGGUCAGCAAAAUAUGUAGGAAAUAAAAGAUGUUGGAAAGCUGCAUUCUAUAAUCCAGUGCCUAAGAGACUUUUAACAUCCUCAGGGAGUGAUAAAAGUCAUCAGUAUGCAGAAUUAUAUGCUGUAUAUCAAGCACUGAAACAGGAGAUGCCAGGUAUAUGUCAUAUUUAUACUGACUCUUGGUCAGUGGCAAAUGGAUUGGCAACUUGGUUGCCUACCUGGCAGAAGAAUGACUGGAAAAUUCAUUCAAAAGAAAAUUGGGGAAAAGAAUUAUGGCAAUUGAUUGGGGAAAUGAUAAAUCAAGGUUCUGUAACAGUUUAUCAUGUUGAUGCACAUUGUUCUGCAGAUUCUCUAAAACAGUGGUUUAAUUCUGUUACAGAUGAACAAACGAGAAUUUCAGAAGCUAAUAUACCAGAUGAUUCUGAGCAAAUGGGGAUGGCAAAAUGGGCACAUCAGAAAUGCGGACACCUAGGAGAAAAAGCCACUCACAGACCAAUUUCAGAAACAGAAACACCAUUAAUGAGAAUGUUAACUCCAGUGUUGCAGAUCAAACUAUAUGGGACGACUGAAACAAUUACAUAUUGGGAAACUCAAGUAGGUGCAUUAGCUCCUACUAGAGCUACACCUGAGACUGCAGGAUUGAGUCUAUAUUCAAUGAAUGCUUGUAAAAUACCACCAAGGACAGUUCAGCUGAUUGAGACUGGGAUUGGAAUUCAAAUUCCAACAAAGCAUUUUGGUUGGAUAAUGCCUCAGUCAGCACUUGCUUUGAAAGGUGUUCAGUUUGUAAAUGGAGUUACUGAAGCAGGUUAUCAAGGGGAACUUAAAAUUAUUCUGUUAAAUACUUCAGAUGAGAAUGUUCAUGUACAGAAAAAGGAUAGGGUAGCCCAAAUAUUUAUUGUACCUGUGUUAGGCGGUUCCAUCACCAGAGGGCAGUCAUCGCCUGUUACCGCCUUCGAGAGGGAGCAGAUAUCUAGUAUGCAUGAAAUUAAUUCAGGUGCAAAAAUAUGGGUUCAUGAACCCAAUAAACAACCUGAACAAGCAGAAGUUAUUGCUGCUGGGAACGAUAAUACUGUUUUAAUUAUCAAGCCAGGAAAGGAAAAAUGGGAAUAUAUACCAGCGGAUUGGUGUUAUUUGUGA